GAUACCAGCACAUCCUUCAGAUACACACAGAAACAGAAGACAGAACCAGAGAACUCAGAACUGAGAUUAAGAGAGAGAGAGAGAAAAUGGAGACAGUUGUAGCAGCAAAACCAAUAAUUAAAGUGGCGGCUCUAUGUGGGUCUCUUCGUAAAGCCUCGUACAACCGUGGCCUAGUUCGUUCAGCAAUCGAGCUGAGCAAGUCCAUCAAUGGCUUGGAAAUAGAGUACAUAGACAUUGAACCUUUGCCUAUGCUCAACACUGAUUUAGAGGGAAAGGGAACUUUCCCACCAACUGUGGAAGCUUUCCGCCAGAAAAUUAAAGAAGCUGAUAGCAUUCUCUUUGCCUCGCCCGAGUACAACUUCUCAGUCUCAGCACCUCUGAAGAAUGCAAUUGACUGGGCAUCUAGACCACCAAAUGUUUGGGCUGAUAAAGCAGCUGCAAUUGUAAGUGCUUCAGGAGGUUCUGGUGGAAGUCGGUCACAGUAUCACCUUCGCCAAAUAGGAGUUUUUCUAGAUCUUCAUUUCAUCAAUAAACCUGAGUUCUUCUUGAACGCACACGAACAUCCUGCAAAGUUUGAUGGCAAUGGUAACCUGGUUGAUGAAUCAUUCAAGAAGAAGUUGAAGGAAAUUCUUAUAUCCUUGCAGAGAUUUACUUUGCGCCUCGAAGGAAAGCUCUGAGAAACAAUUUGUUAUUCUUUGAUGAAAAUUGAUAAGUGAUUUGGUAUUUACUAUGCUGGCAUUA
Molecule: messenger RNA, 741 nt
Organism: Quercus lobata
Lineage: Eukaryota; Viridiplantae; Streptophyta; Magnoliopsida; Fagales; Fagaceae
Product: NADPH:quinone oxidoreductase-like
Exons: 3
Coding region: 87-677 (196 amino acids)
Cellular component (GO): cytosol
Molecular function (GO): FMN binding; oxidoreductase activity
Source: RefSeq, a predicted model, not a curated record